GCAUGGUGCACGCGGCGAAUGCCGGCUUCGGAUCCAUCGCUCUUCCGCUCAGGACACGUUCGAGCGGAAACGGAUGUUUAGAACCUUUCCAGUCUCGCCAUAACCGUGGAUCAGUACAUUCGUUCCCACGCGUGUGUUUUAGCGAUUGUUGGGCACUCCUUUGUGACGUACUCUCACCCUGAACCACCUUCAAGAGCGUAGACGUGGGUGUUAGCGAUGUUUUCGUAAUAGUUCCUCAAAGCGUUUAGUCCCGCACAGCAAUCGUCCCGGAAUCAACGUUCAGAUUGUGCGCUUAAGUUACCUAUCGCAGCAUCUUAGCAUUGUCGCUUAGGGAACACGUUAGCAAUCAUCAAAUCUUCCAAUCAGAAAUCAAAAGUGUUAAAAGUUCGGUCCCGCCUCAGUGAAGAACCAAUCAAUACAUCCGGUGAUGCUAGCAAGUGUUAGUGAGUGUAAGAGCCUUCAUCCUCGAUGCAAACGAAUUCCCACCCGUCAAAAAGGGCCACAAAAAGGACGCCUACGGAGUGAAAAAAUGUAUAUUUAGCUCGCACGUAAAAAGCGUCUGGCUCAGAUUGGCACAAUGUGAGAAAUUUGUUGUCAGGUGAAAAGUGUUUGAAUUUUCCUUCCACCACACCCUAUGCUCAUGCACGUGCAACCUGUUCGCGAAAGAAUUUCUCGCCCUAAAAAAGAAAAGCUGUUUGCUUUCGAUGUGCCCUUUCAUGAGUGUAUGUGUGUUUGGUAUGUUCUCAUGUGUGUACUUCUUCACUACUUAGCAACCGUGUCCGGUGGUAUCGUUGUGUGGUAAGCAGCUGUACGACGGACGACAAUACUGGGAAAGUCAAACCAUACUUAAAGGCCAAACGGGGCGCUUUGCGCCUCAAUCCGAAAGUGUUUCGCGAGUGUGUAUUUGUGAGUUUGUGUGUGUGUGUGUGUGUCUUUAUGUGAUGUGAAAAAUGAUAAAAAAACGCGCAAACAGCUCAUGCAGUCUCCGCCAUCGCUCCCAGGUUUCUGUUAGCGAGUUCCCUGUAGAUGCAUUGAGCUGUUGUUGAUUUUACCGUCGGCAGUGUUGCUGUCGUGGUUUGACUCGAACCACUCCACUGUUGGCAAACGCCACGCAGUCAAAGAUGACUUUGAGCGGAAGUAAAAUGACGGGGAAAAACAUGGCAUCAUUUUCUACGACAUUUCUACUACUAAUAUGGAGCACAGAAUUAACCAUUGGCAGCAUUAGAGUGGACGAAAAUCGGGAUAACAGCGAAGCUGAACUUGCCGGUGGAUCCCGAAAAUUUCGCACCGAAUUCCUCCAGGAGUGGCCAACGCCAGGAACUGGGCCUUAUUUUGAUACCACCGUUCCAAGCAACAUCACCGGUUUGGUCGGCAAGACGGUCCUGCUAAACUGCAAGGUGAAAAACCUCGGCAAUCGAACGGUUUCGUGGGUUCGACAUCGAGAUAUUCACCUCUUAACUGUCGGACGCUACACCUACACCUCCGACCAACGCUUCGAAGCGAUGCAUUCACCCCACACGGAAGAGUGGACACUCAGGAUUCGGUACGCCCAGCGCAAAGACUCUGGCAUUUACGAGUGUCAAAUAUCGACCACGCCACCUAUAGGACACUUUGUCUAUCUCACGAUAGUGGAACCAGUGACAGAGAUUAACGGAGGACCUGAUUUAUUUAUCAAUAAAGGCUCGACGAUAAAUCUCACCUGCAUCGUGAAGUACGCCCCCGAGCCGCCACCCGCCGUCGUGUGGAAGCACAAUCGUGAUGACAUUAAUUUCGACUCACCCAGGGGAGGCAUUUCGCUCGUCACCGAGAAGGGCAUCCUGACGACUAGCCGGCUGUUGGUGCAGAAGGCCAUCGCGAGCGACUCCGGUCUGUACACCUGCGAGCCCUCGAACGCCAAUCCGGCCUCCGUGCGGGUGCACAUCCUGAACGGAGAACACCCCGCGGCAAUGCAUCACGGCAUCUCCACCAUCCUCUCCGGACCUAGCUUGGUCGCAUUCGUCCUCUCGACCAUUUUACUGUUCUACCAUCACAGUAUUCGAUGGAAGGACUUUCGGCUAACGUAGUAAAUCCACCUAGUUCUUUCCGUUUGCCUGUUCCUGGUUUCGUCACUGUACAGAACAUUUGAGUGUCCACGAGUGUGCGUUCAUGUCAAUGAGUUAUUUCAACACACAAAUGAAACAGCCAUAGAACCAUACUAUCUUUAAAUUCGUUCCAUGCACCCAUCCGUCAUUGAUUAAUUGGGCUGUGUAUUAUGGUGACAUGGCUUCGUGCACAUGCUCAUUUUUCUAAAUCAUUACAUGACGUUUUAUCGAUAUGACACCUGACCAUAAUUGGUGCUUAUUAUUUAUUACUUACACACAUAUGUAUUGUGUGUUCUUUGAAAAGGUUGCAAAUAAUGCAGAUUAUAUCAACGGACGCAACCAAACAAUCAGUGGUUUAUAACCAUUAAUUUCGUAUUACAUUUAUUGGCUUUUCGCCGAAAUGCUUUUUUAUCAGAUUUUGUUUUGUCGAAACAAUAUGUUUACAUUCACUCUCACUCGAAUAGCUUAUUUAUUAACAAUCCCCAAUGUAUUAGCAGUUAAUGUACGGAGACGGUUAGUUAAUUCAAUUAUCUAAUUUGUACAGCAUCAAAUUUGUAAAUAUAUCUCGUUUAGAUGAUAAAAUACUAUUUGUACAAAUACAUUUAAUAAACAGUUUAGUAGAUCUCUGAAAUAAACCCAUAUAUAGAAAUAAUAAAAAUGUUAGGAAAGUCCCCUAACCCGAAAAACAAGGUUAAGGGAAAUACAAGUAUUGUUUUUAAUUUAAAGGCACGAAAGAUGAAUAGCGAAAUUUGUUAGACGUUUUCUAUAUUCGUCAAAAUGUCAAAAAUUUUAAAACAUUUUCUAACCGUUGGAAACGUAAUUUCUAUUAAAAUGUGUUCAACAACACAACAAUAAACGAAUUUAUUGCUUUUAGUUCUCACUUAAGUUUUUGAAAAGGGAUGCGAAAUUCUCAAAUAGGAGUUUGCUUUUUACACAACAAAUGUUGACAUAUCAGACAAAAUUAUGAAAAUGAAAUGAGAGAGGAAACAACAAAAUGGUACAUACAUCGUCGACGACUCCUAACUGUUCACCGAAUUCGCCGAAUGAUUCAACACUCUUCUAUACGUCAUAGAUUAUGUAGCAUCAAAGCUAGAAAAGCCGAAAAACUGAGCACUACGAUGUCGAAACUUUUGAUUUACUCGAUGUAAACUCUUCAUCUAAAAUAUCAAACCUUAAAAAAUCAUCAAAUGUUUCGGACUAAUCGCUCAGAACACUGUUCAGGCUUUCGUGUUGAAAUUCGCGAAUACCAAAAACAAUCAAUAAUCGCGAGUAACAAAACAGGCAUCUCAAAGUUGAAAACAAUUUGAUGUUACACCUUUUGGUUCAAACGGUUCAACGGUAAAUUACCAACAAAAAGUCGAUCGCUCCGUAGCCUGCCCUUCACUCUCGAACUUGUUCAACAAGACCGAGUGAAAUGCUAGAUCGACCCACAAUUACCAGAUGAGCUGAUUGCUAUGUACUCAAAAAUGUAUUUAAAAAAUUCUGGUCGAAUACAUAAAUUGCUAUUGAUUAAAAUCCAACUAGACCAGAAAACAAGGCAUUAAGGCAAGACUUUUUUAACAGUAAGUCCAAGUAAAGAGCAACUCUGACGUAAAUACGCGAUAGCAGAAAAAAACAAUUUGUCCAAUAGGCACUAAUACUUUAGUGAGAAAGGCUUGGUGUAGUCCCCACUGAUUACCAGUAACAACAAAUGUUCCCCACAAAAUCGAUUGAUGCCUUCGCCAGAUCUGCGUUAUUCGCCAACGGAAAAACUAAUUCUGAAGAAGAUUCAUGUUUGCUUCUUUGGUAUCAACGCUCUUGUAGCUAAAUUGCGAACAAUAUGCUACAUGAAAAUAAAAGGCGAUAAAACGCUGCGGCAUCGUGAAAAGCCUCUCACUCCAAGGCGGUGCUGGGACAGGAAUUGUCAUAAAACUGUAAAGUUAGGACAUUCCUUCAUUGGCUCAACAUCACUCCCUGUACCCUCGUCCGACGAAAAGUUUGUACCAUGAGUUUCACAGCAACUCCCAACGCCAGGAGAGGCUAGUGGCCGUGUCUAGGAAAGAAUAACGGCAAUAAAGCAGACACGAUAAACGAAAACCAUGCGCGAGUAGCAAGAAGCAAGAAUCUUUUAGAUACGCAGGUAACCAAUAAAAUAAGCUAGAAUGGUGCGCUAAAAAUGAAUGCGACAAAACAGGACACAAACGAAAAGUUUCGGUCCGUUUGAUGGAAACGUAAGUUCAAAAUUGUUUACUACACAAAACAGAGCAAACCGUGUAAACCACUUUAAACCACAAACAAGUUGCUCACAAAUUUUGGAGACAAAGAAGCAACACCAUUCC
Anopheles merus is the source of this 4399-nucleotide messenger RNA. Its product is annotated as zwei Ig domain protein zig-8-like. The record is from RefSeq and is a predicted model, not a curated record. Gene Ontology annotation, biological process: synapse organization. Gene Ontology annotation, cellular component: neuron projection membrane. Bases 1122 to 2063 code for a protein of 313 amino acids. The transcript is spliced from 8 exons. NCBI's taxonomy places the organism in Eukaryota, Metazoa, Arthropoda, Insecta, Diptera, Culicidae.